Messenger RNA from Durio zibethinus, 1762 nucleotides. RefSeq names its product putative protein S-acyltransferase 16. The record is from RefSeq and is a predicted model, not a curated record. NCBI's taxonomy places the organism in Eukaryota, Viridiplantae, Streptophyta, Magnoliopsida, Malvales, Malvaceae. Gene Ontology annotation, molecular function: palmitoyltransferase activity.
UCGUCUUAGAUAUAAACAGUUGUUUCCCACAGCUUCCGAAAUUAAAGCUCCUUACUUUUCCCCACAAACAAAACCAAAUUUAAAAAAAUUAAAAAAAAAAAAUCCACCUUGAAAUUCACCAGGACCAGAGACGCCGUCGUUUUCAACGCCGGCGCCUCGGCCGCUUGCCUCAACAUUAUAGAAAACAGCUAAACCAUGAAGCGAGGCUUCAGCUUUUCGUUGCCUGUAACCGUUGUCGUUUCGGCCAUCGUUUUUAUUUAUUUUUGUACGGUAUUUAUUUUCAUUGACCGCUGGUUUGGUCUUAUGACCUCUCCUGGUAUUAUGAACGCCGUCGUUUUCACCGGUGUUGCCUUCAUGUGUGUGUUUAAUUACGGCUUUGCCAUCUUCACGGAUCCGGGUCGGGUCCCGUCUACUUUCAUGCCGGACAUCGAAGAUUCCAAAGUUCCUAUCCAUGAGAUCAAACGCAAGGGAGGGGACUUGAGAUACUGCCAAAAGUGUUCUCAUUUUAAACCUGCUCGCGCACAUCAUUGUCGUGUGUGCAAGAGAUGCGUUCUGAGAAUGGAUCACCAUUGCAUUUGGAUAAAUAAUUGUGUCGGCCAUGCCAACUACAAGAUCUUCUUCAUCUUCGUUGUAUAUGCUGUAAUUGCUUGCAUCUAUUCUCUGGUUUUACUUGUGGGUAGCCUAACUAAUGAUUCCCAAAAUGAUGAGCAGCAAAGUGCAGACUCUUUCAGAACCGCAUAUGUUAUUUCUGGACUGUUGCUAGUCCCCUUGAGUGUGGCUUUAAGUGUUCUCUUGGGUUGGCACAUCUACCUCAUUUUGCAAAAUAAGACCACAAUUGAGUAUCAUGAAGGGGUGAGAGCUAUGUGGCUUGCAGAGAAAGGAGGGAAUGUCUAUAAUCAUCCAUAUGAUCUUGGUGCCUAUGAAAAUCUAACAAUGGUAUUGGGUCCUAGUAUCUUCUGCUGGCUAUGCCCCAUAUCAAGACACAUAGGUAAUGGUCUCCGCUUUCUAACAGCCUAUGAUGGCAUAUCUGCUGCAUCAACAUCAAAAUGAAGUUUAAAUUACUUUUGACUUUGCAUUGGCAAUAACAAGAGCUUUUGACGCUUGAGUGAUUGAUGAAUGCUUAUCUCGUGAUCACAUCUGGUUGUCCGUUUUCCUAGCGCAUCUGUGGUAGUCCAGGAAAGUGACCAUUAUACUUUCUGUCAACAACUGUGAGUCAGAGAGCUUUUGAAGCUGUUGCUGCAAGUGAUAAUGGAUGAGGAUUUGAAAAGGCCCCAUGUCAAUAACCAGGCAAAGCAGUCUGAAAAGCAAUUAGAAAUAGGAUUGGUGGGAUUUUACUCUUCUUUUUUUCUCUUGCCCUUUCUUGAUCUUCUGGUUGUAGGGGGUUUACCGAUAGGUUUUGUACUUUUGACACCUUUUCCAUAAAGAGGCCUUCAAUGUAGAAGUGAUCAUGCAAAUCAACAGACAAAAGUGUAUCAAUCAUUUUAAAAGAACUGUAAAAUCCUUGUAACUCUAAAAUACAAACAAAAGUUUUGAUACAUUCCUGUUUCUUACAGUGUUCUUUUCCUCAGUACAAUUGCUCUUCUGCUUCUAUCUCUUUGGUCAUCUCCAGCUCAACAGUCAUAAUCCUAAAGACAGCAAAGUGGAUUCAUUUGUUUGAUGUCUUUAUCCCAUAUCUUUUACAAAAUUGCAGAUACAGACAGCUCAUCAAGAAGUGGCAUGCCAAGCCAAUCUUUAAAUUUUAUGGUGUUUGGUCUCAACCUUU